UGGACGAAAGUAUUAUUCAUUUAUCUCUCAGCUCCAUCUUCUUUCAGUUCAUACUGGUCCCUCUCCUUUCUCUCUCAAUAGGGCAUUUCUGGCCCGCGCGUGAAGUAAGUGCUGAAAGGCAAGGACAUUGGAGCUGCUGCCUUCUGCAAUGCAAAAGCAACCAGCUUGGUUUUGAUUUUCUACCUCUCUCACCAUCAAAUUUGGACACAAAUUCCAGAGGCCCAAACAAGGCAUCUCCCCAAAGCGACACAAUGACUAGCUGCUAUUUCUGAAAUUCAUCAGAGGGUAUUCGGUGCAAGCCAUUCCCUUUUGUUUUUCAGUUUGAUUUUUGAUUUCCAAGAGAGGGGUUGCAGGUGCCCAUGCCAGAUUCAUAAGAAAAAAGGAACAAUUUUGCUGGAUAUAUUGAGUCAUUUUUUCCAUUUUGGACACAAGUAUUUGGUUGUUUAAUUUGUCAAUCUGUGGGCUAUAGGGAAUCUGUGCAUCAAUCUAUCAUUCCUGGAUUGCCUGAUGAUUUGGCAUUGAGAUGUUUGGCAAUGGUUUCUCAUGGGUAUCAUGGACUGCUCGAAACCGUCUCAAAGACGUGGAGAAAUUUAAUCCGUAGCUUGGACUAUGCCAACUAUAAAGCUAGAGAAGAAUGGUGUGGCAACUGGCUGUUUGUUCUGACAGAAGGCUCCAACAAUGAGUGGGUUGCUUAUGAUCCUGAAGCUGAUAGGUGGCAUCCUUUGCCAAAGAUUCUAACUGUCCAUGCUGACCGGAAACACUUCGGAUUUUCAAGUAUUAGUGUCGGAAAUCGGUUUUUUGUCAUUGGAGGGUCCUAUGCACCGCAUGAUCCAGCUUUUCCACACCAAAGGCCUUUUAUAACAAACGAGGUGAUGCAGUUUGAUCCCUUUAAGAAACAGUGGACCAAUGUGGCAACCAUGCUUACACCCCGUUCUCAUUUUGCAUGUAGUGCUGUUUAUGGUAAAAUUUAUGUUGCUGGGGGGCGCAACUUAUCUUGCACCAGAGGGCUUGCUCUUGCUGAGGUUUAUGAUCCGGUUGCUGAUAAAUGGGAGGAGUUGCCACCAAUGCGCAACCCUCAAAUGGACUGCUUGGGCUUAUCAUACAAAGGCAAAUUUCAUGUUCUGAGUGACCAAGUAGGCCUGCCAGACCAAAAUACCUCAGAGGUUUUUAGUCCAUCUGAUGGAACAUGGCGCACAGUUGAAGACAUCUGGCCUUUUUCAAGGGCAAUGCAAUUUGCAGUUCAGGUGAUCGGAGAUAAUCGAGUAUAUACUGUUGUAGACUGGGGUGAGAGCUUGAUUAAAACAAGGGAUACCGAAAAAGGGGAGUGGUACAACAUAGGCUCAGUUCCAUCGGUGAAUCUUCCUGAUCACUCAAGGCAGCUGGAGGCUUUUGGUUAUGGUUUUGCUGCAUUAAGACAUGAACUUUAUGUUCUGGGAGGGAAGGCUCUCAAGUGGGAACAGUCAGGUGCUGGGAGGUUUGACAUUGUGAAGUUGGAUUUGGUGAGAGUUUGCAACCCCUUGGUUAAGCCCUUGAAAUGGAGGGAAACUAGACCCAUGGUUGGGUCCGCUCGUGGAACUGUUAUAGGGUGUGCGUCCAUGGAAGAAGAAUCUUCAAUUUUCCCAAGGUAGGGUUUUAGGCUGGAAAAAGGGAUGCAUAUGCUGAAAUCUGAUGCAUUUUGUUCAAUGGCAAGCCUCUAAGACUAAAUGUGACAUUGGCUGAGAUUUUUUUUCAGUAGAAUUGGCUGAGAUUUGAUGAUAAUGUCUGAGAAGAUCAUAAAAUGGGAUGAUUUGAGCUGAUGCACUGACUAGAAAAGCCUUGCCUGGAGAGUGGAAACAUAUAGGAAGAAUUUACUCAAAUUUGCCAAAGGGAACGUGCCUGGCUGUGAUUCAGAAUUGUUAUACAAUCAAAUUCUUUUAUGAGUUACAAACUUCACUGAAGUGUGUUACCGUGAAUGUUUUGAUUUAAGUAUAUAAAGUAAAAAAAAAUAUUAU
Messenger RNA from Prunus dulcis (almond), 1991 nucleotides. RefSeq names its product F-box/kelch-repeat protein At1g16250. The transcript has 4 exons. Lineage: Eukaryota; Viridiplantae; Streptophyta; Magnoliopsida; Rosales; Rosaceae. The record is from RefSeq and is a predicted model, not a curated record. The coding region runs from base 534 to 1628 and encodes 364 amino acids. Gene Ontology annotation, molecular function: protein binding.